Silurus meridionalis is the source of this 3287-nucleotide messenger RNA. It is a transcript of the gene orc1, whose product is annotated as origin recognition complex, subunit 1. Gene Ontology annotation, biological process: DNA replication initiation; mitotic DNA replication checkpoint signaling. Gene Ontology annotation, molecular function: chromatin binding; ATP binding; DNA replication origin binding. Lineage: Eukaryota; Metazoa; Chordata; Actinopteri; Siluriformes; Siluridae. Gene Ontology annotation, cellular component: nuclear origin of replication recognition complex. Bases 207 to 2948 code for a protein of 913 amino acids. The transcript has 19 exons. The record is from RefSeq and is a predicted model, not a curated record.
GUACUAUGGUGACGUCAUUUACGCGCGAAAAAACGCUGCGGCUUAAUGCAGCGCUGGUCUCGCGCGUGUUCAGGUUGUAGAGUUAUUUCUAGUUAUUUUUUAGACUUUUAGAGUGAACCUUCAGUGAAUGUUAUAGUGUAGAGCAGUUUGACGGAAUCAGAUUAACGCACAUUAAUUAAAUAUAAAGGAGUCUUAAUAAAGGAAAAAUGAGUCCCUAUGCCACAAGACUGCGUGUGAGAAGAACUUACUCCUGGCCUGGAAAACCUAUCCGUGAAGACCGAAAGCUGAAGAGACACCAUCAUGAGUCUUUGACUAUAUCUGUAGAAGGACGGCCGGAUGGUGCGCAGGUGUCUGUAGGUCAGUGUAUUCUGAUCGAGGGAGAGGACAACGAUAACCCGUACGUCGCACAGCUGCUCGAGCUGUUCUGUGAUGAUACAGGGAAGGAGAAGAGAGCGGUGGUGCAGUGGUUUGUGCGAAUGUGUGAGAUACCCCACAACAAAAGGAAGUUACUGGGCCGGGACCCUCAUCCACAAGAAAUCUUCUACUACGAGGAUCGCUCCUGUGAAACCGAAGUGGACGCUCAGACUAUACUGGGAACAGUUGAGAUUAAACACAUUCCCCCUGAGGAUCAAUUCCCAGAUGACAACAGCAAAGACACUUUGUUUGUUAAACUUAUGUGGGACACUAAGAAAUGUGGAGUUAUGGAUCCUCAGUUGAUUAAGCCACCUCAAAGCCCCAAGUCUUCACCCCCAGCUCAGCAUGCACAUAGACUCCGUGCUCUUCCCACCCCGGACCCCUGCGUGAUGAAGCGAGCCAUGUCUGGUAUGAACACCCGUGGCUGCAUGAGCACCGGCAAGAUGGGUUCCACCGAGGCUGAAUCGGCACACUCCGCCUCCAAGCUGUCUGCCGCCAAACUCCUGAACGUGAAGAGGAGAGGCAGAGUCUCAUCCAACUCGAACAUCCGCAAGAAGCUUGACCUUUGCAGUCCAGUGAAGAUCUCUAGAGAUUUUCUUGGGGAGAGAUUGGAUGAUGACCAGGAGACGGAAGAAGUUAUGGCCAGCAAACUUUGUGCUUCACCUUGUCGCAUCACCAUCAGACUGACUCCCCUCCCAUUCGCUGUCAUUAACAAAAAUUCCACUGAUGAUGAGAAUCUGUCCAUCCAGCCUCUGCAAAGCCCACAGAAGCCCAGUCACUCUGCAUGUGAUAACACCUCCACCAGGGACUUGCUCGGGGUCGAGCCUCUGGAUGACGAUGUGUUUGAGUCAGAGGCGCUCAUAAGUAAAGGCAGAACUCCUCGUAGGCGAGAGGCCACUCCCAGGAGAACUGGUUUGAGGGGACAUAACGUGAGAACGCCAUCUAGGAGGAGAGAGUCGGCUACAGCCAGAGAGCCUGCUCUUGCGGUGCUGGCUGAAGAGCAGGAAGACUCACCUGUGCAAACUAAUGCCACUCCACGCUCCAAGAGAAAAUCUGCCCAGCUUGUGUCCUCUCUCAUUCGAAAGCAGCUGCUGACUGAAUGUGGCGAGUUGCAGUCGGACGGGGAAGACGCUGAUGACGACGGCUGUUUCGUACCCUCUAAGAUCGAUCUGGAGAGCAGCAGUGAAGAUGAAGGGGAGGCGAAAAUAGACAGUGAAGACGAGCUCGUGGUGAAGCGGAGUAGGCGCUCGGCAGGUCCGAGAACGCCGUUGACUGAAAAGACUCGCACUUCUGCAAGAACUCCUCGCAAAACUCCUAAUAAAAAGCCUGCUCCCCCGGUUCCUCGUACACCACGUCAUGCCACUCCCAGCAUUCCUAGCAGGAGUUUGCCAGCCAGGAAACCUGGGAAUGUAUUGGAGGAAGCAAGGGCAAGAUUGCAUGUGUCUUCGGUCCCUGAGUCUCUGCCAUGUCGUGAACAGGAGUUUCAAGACAUCUACAAUUUUGUGGAGAGCAAGAUCAUGGAUGGCACUGGAGGGUGUAUGUAUAUCUCCGGCGUUCCUGGCACAGGAAAGACUGCCACAGUGCAUGAGGUCAUUAGGUCUCUGCAGCAGGCAGCAGAGCAGGAGGAGAUCCCAUCAUUCAGCUUCAUCGAGAUAAAUGGCAUGAAGAUGACGGACCCUCAUCAGGCCUAUGUGCAGAUUCUGCAGAAACUGACCGAUCAGAAAGCGACGGCAGACCACGCUGCCGCCCUGCUGGAGAAACGCUUCAGUACACCAGCACCGAAAAAGGAAACUACAGUGCUGCUAGUAGAUGAGCUGGACCUUUUAUGGACCAGGAAGCAGAACGUCAUGUACAAUUUAUUUGACUGGCCAACGAGACGGCAUGCUCGCUUGGUGGUCCUGACGAUCGCUAACACUAUGGACCUGCCUGAGAGGAUCAUGAUCAACCGUGUAGCCAGUCGCCUGGGGCUGACACGCAUGUCCUUCCAACCGUACACGUUUAAGCAGCUGCAGCAAAUUAUUACAUCGCGAUUGAAUAAAGUAAAAGCUUUUGAGGAAGAUGCUCUUCAGCUGGUCUCCAGAAAGGUUGCUGCUCUUUCCGGCGAUGCACGACGCUGUCUUGAUAUCUGCAGGCGUGCUACGGAGAUCUGUGAGCACUCCAGUCAGAAGGGUGAUGUCGGACUGGUUGGAAUGGGUCAUGUGAUGGAAGCUUUAGACGAAAUGUUUUCUUCCUCGUACAUCACAGCUAUUAGGUGUGCCUCUUUGCAGGAACAGCUUUUUCUGAGGGCUGUGAUCGCAGAGUUUCGCAGACUGGGACUUGAAGAGGCCACCUUUCAGCAGGUCUUCAUACAGCACCAGGCCCUGUGUCGGGUAGAAGGGCUGCAGCCAGUCAGUGUGUCUGAGAGCCUUGCGGUGUGUCAGAGGUUGGGAGCUUGUCGUCUGCUCCUGCUUGAGCCUAGUCGUCUGGAUCUUCUGCUCCGCGUUCGCCUUAAUCUCAGCCAGGAUGAUGUGCUGUAUGCUCUGAAGGCAGACUGAGUGUGUGUGUGAGAGACAUGCUAAUUAACUUAAAGAAGCUUUAUAUUAAACCUCAGUAAGCUGAGAUGGAGGUUGGUGCUGCCAGACCAGCUGAUCUCUUUAGAGGUUGACAAAAGUAGUGCAUUUUCUUUAAUUGCACUUGAUACAAUAUAUUUAAAAAAAUUUGAUUUUGUUUCCUUUUUAUUUUAGACCAGCAUUUUUGGCUUGUAGCAUUGAGCAUUUAAUUCUGUGUGCAACCUGUUUUUUGGUAGCAAUUUGGGCUUCUGAGAUAGGUAAAUCAUGAAUUUAUUGGUGUUGACCACAAAAUAAACUGACUGCAAAGCAAUAUUUUGUUUUUAA